AUGCGCCCCUCUCCUGUCCGUAUCCGCCCCCCUUUUGUCCGUAUGCGCCCCUCUCCUGUCCGUAUCCGCCCCCCUUUUGUCCGUAUGCGCCCCUCUCCCCGCCCGGUGCACAGGCAGCCUUCUAAACAGCCUGCCACGUACAGUUAUGUUGCUCCUCCACGUGGCGAGCAGCGCACUCAUGCUGGUGACGUGGAAUAUGACCCGUUCCGGCCUGCUGACGUGGCGCAUGAUGCGUCCCUGCCACGUGUGUUGCAGGAGGGCAGCGAAGGGAGGGGAAGGGAGUUAAAAGUGGGAGUGAGGGAGAUGGGAGGAGGAGGCAUAGGGGAUGCAGGCAGGGAGGGUGAUAGUGGUAGUGAGGGAAGGGAAAGGAGAGAGAGUAAGAAAAGGAAGUUCAGAUCAGGAGGGGAAGAGGAGAGGUUGGAGAAGGAGAGGAGGGUUGACUGGGAAAAGAGGGUUGAUGGGGCCACACCACUUCCUCCCCCUUCUCCUCUUCCUCCUGCUCCUCCACUUUCUCCUCCUGCUGCUGCCUCCCACCCACCUCUCCGCCCUCGCCCUGUGAUUGUAUGGGACCUGGACGAAACCCUAAUCAUCUUCCAAUCGCUGCUCUCGGAGAAAUUCGCCAAGAGUCUUCUGGCUGACAGGGAAGCAGCAGGAGCCAGUGGGACAGCGGGGGACAGUGGCGGGAGAGGGGUGGAGGAGCGGGCAAGGGAGUUGGGCGAGGCGUGGGAGAGGCUCAUUCUUGACGUCUGUGACGCCCACUUCUUCUUUAAAGAGCUUGAGGACGUGGACCUCCCAAACCUGUGCCACAUGGAAGCUGAUAGCAAGCCUGUUGACAUGGCAGCACCGGGCUGUGGCGAUGGAUCCAUGCCAGGCCCCAAACAACCACCAGUUUUUGCUAGUUCUGACGUGGCGGCUGACAUGACUGCUGACGUGGCGGGUCCUCAUGAACGCCAGGCAAUUGCAGAGCGGUUUCAACAGAUAGAAUCGGCGUACAGGAAGGGCAUUUCGUCUCUCCUCACACCUGCCCAAGAAGCACACAGGCAGCAGCUGUACGCACAAACAGACAGAUUCACCCACGGGUGGUUGGCAGCAGGUGGGUGGUUGCAGGGUGGAGGGAGGGAGGGAGGGCAGGUGCGUUUUGGGUUGACUUUUGAGUCGACUCAAAAGUCAACAGGGUGGAGGGAGGGAGGGCAGGUGCGUUUUGGGUUGACUUUUGAGUCGACUCAGAAGUCAACAGGGUGGAGGGAGGGAGGGCAGGUGCGUUUUGGGUUGACUUUUGAGUCGACUCAAAAGUCAACAGGGUGGAGGGAGGGAGGGCAGGUGCGUUUUGGGUCGAAUCAAAACACAAGAGGCACACAGCAGCAGCGGCUGUAG
This is a messenger RNA of Closterium sp. Naga37s-1, 1374 nucleotides long. The record is from the annotation of a GenBank genome assembly. Lineage: Eukaryota; Viridiplantae; Streptophyta; Zygnematophyceae; Desmidiales; Closteriaceae.